CUCUGUGCAACCUCCCAGCCCUCUGCCUCCAAAGCUAAUCAUUCACUGAACCAUCAGUAUUUGACAAUGUGCCCUGGGAUCAAUAUGACUAACUGGGUUUUGUUUAACGGGCACAGGCAGACAGUAAGGCAUCCCACAUGCAGAGCAGCAGCAACCACAGCUUCCUCUGUCUUGACGGAAGGCAACAGAAGAAGCAGGUGCAUGCAAAUAACAUGCAGUCAAGAUUACGCAUCUCAGGUCGUCUCCUAAAACUGCAGUGGGAGCUGCUCUUUGAACAAAAGCAGGAACUACAGACUACUGGGGACAAGAACUCAAGGAGAGGAGCCAGGAGAUCCAUCACAUCCUCACCACAAAGCAAAGGAUAAUCAUGACUAUCUGAAUUUUGAACAGAGGGAUCUGUGCAAGAAUCAAACAAGAGGACUGUGAGCAUUCUUAAGCACUGCUUCCUGAGGGCAGCCCAAAAGACGGUUAAAUAUCAACUUCAUUCGUCUGCUCUCUUUUUGGGUUCUGGCUUUUGACAGGAGGUCAUUAACUUUGUUUUCUUUCAGACGAUGGACUUGUCCUCGCUGCCGACUUCAGCGAGUGAGAACAAUAAGCAGAGGACAGGCACACGCUUCACUGUCCGCUCAGCCAACUCUCCCUCUUACAGUCUCACUCGCAGAUCAGGUAUAAGGAAAAGGGAGAAUGGGGACAGCGUUGUAGAAAAUGAAAGACAAGGGACUCCCGUUGGCACAAAUGGCGCAUACAGGGAAGAAGACCCAGUCACUGGAUAUCAGGCCCGGACAAGGAGCAGCUAUGUCAAAGAUCAAAGUGAGGACAGGAAUGCACGAGGCUAUCAGCCACCAACAACACUGAACCAGAACGGCACAGCAGAAAGAAACAUCACAGGAUCUGCUUGGGAUGGAGGAGAAAUCCCAGAGUUGAUGAGAUGCAACUUGCCAGGUAGAAGUAGGAGCUUAAACUCAGCGGCCAGGAGCCAAACUCAGAGCACCAGAGCUGACAUGACUGCAUUGUCAUUCAAGAGAAGUGCUGUCCACAGUGAAAAUGCUGGAAAUUUAGAGGAAAAGAGUGCGCGAGUUGAGUUUGACUUGACGGGUGGGGUCCCUACUGCUCUACAUGGCCGUAGAUAUGCGGGUGAAGGUUGUUUUCAAGAAAGGAGUCCAGUGAAUCACACAAACCAGACGUUUGAACGGAGCAACUGGGGCCGGUCUCUGCCUUCCAGGUUUAGGUCCGACUCUUUGCCCACCUCAAAGUCCACAGAGAACUUAUUUGGGUCCAGUGGUGGUCGAAGUAUUAAAGAGCGGAUCGAGGAACUUUAUGGGUCAGCGAGUGACAAGGUAGCAGGAAGAACCUUCCCCAGGCGACUCUCAUCAGGCAACUGUAGCAGUCCAGCGGAAAACACAAUAUCACAAAUCUGGGCUGCCAAAAACAGUGCAGGCUCUGAAGCAGCAUUUACUCCAGGGUCAAACCCAUCUGGAGAGGAACCACCAGCACGACAAUUGCAAAGCAGGUAUACAGAGGCCGGCGACUGGGGGAAAGGGAUGGUAGAAUCAGGCACUAGGUCCCUGGACAGAGCCAGGAGUAGGUUCACUUUGGCAGCUCAGAUUAGAUCUGACAGGACAGCUGGAGGGCUAACUUCAUCUUUUAAACAGAACACUUUCCCCGAAGACACUCACAAGGACUCAUUUGGAUACAGAAAAAGUGUGACUGGAAGCAAGGAGGACAUUAAGGCUGACCAGAGAGCGGAAAUGGGUGAUGUUGGUGUUUUGAAAGGAAUGUUGAGAGAAAGCACUGAAAGGGUUCCAAGACAGGAGAGAGAGACGGAUGAAAGAGCCAAACAACAAACCGAAUUUAAGAUCGGUUCAAAUAAUGAAAACGUGUUCGAUUCAUCUCCACAGAAGAUAGCGCAGAAAAACGGAGAAGAUAAGAAAUGUCCAGAAAAGCUGUCGGGCCGCACUGCAACCAGUGUGAGAAAUAAGAUCAGCCAGUUUGAGGCUUUGACGCAGAGAGCAGGGAGCCAAGUUUCCCUACCCAGACGCACCUAUUCUGUGCCGGGAGAGCUCACCAGAGAGCACGAUGGCCUGAAGAAGAGCCUGUCAGCAAAAGAAAUAUGUGGACGAAGACAUAAAUGGGAGGGGCCGACACAGGGAGGUGGUGAAGAGAUGGAGGUAGGCAAAGGAAAGACAUUUGGCAAAGAGAGGUCUUCUUCUGUUGAUGAGGUUGGACUGGGAUUAGUUAUGGCAGAGAAAGGAGGAGUGGAUUCAAACAAAAACAACUUCUCUGAGGAUUUUGAGAAAUACCGCACACUCAAGAGUUCUCUGCACAUCCCUUUAAACAAAGAAGCUCAAACAUGCAGCAGAAAGAUUCAUGUUGACGAGACAGAUUUCUCCAAACGGUCAAGUCCCAAAGAGUUGAGCGGGAGAGAGGUGGCGGCUAACAUUGUGCCGUCCCCACAUCCGUCCUCUUUGCAGCCCACUCAGCGCCACGAGAGAAACUCCCCAGCUAGUGAUGAUGACAAGACCCCAACAAACAGCCCUCAGGACUCUCCUUUUAUUUCACCCGCACAUCCAGGAAACACCACUCUUAUCUCGGGACACAAAACAACUCCCCUUGUCCCCAAUGCAGACAAAACAGAGGCUCCGGACCCUCCUCCUCUUGUCUCCUCCUCUCUCUGCAGCCUCUCUGACAAUGUCAAUUUUGACGCUCAGAAAGGGAAGAAAUCACUUAGAGACUUAGAGGCUUGGGUAGCUGGUCUGAUUCCAGAGUUUGACAGCUUCAAGAUGGAUGCAUAUGAUUACGAGGAUGAUGAUGAUGAAAGCACUCAGAGGGAUGAGGAUUCAAACUAUGAUUCGGAUUCCGGGGAGUCCUCGGUGACCAUUACCAGCAAUAUGAGUCAGUCUGAUCGCAGGAGCUACAGUGUCAGUCUUUCAGACCUGUGUAACUUUACUGGAGCUGACUAUGAAUCGGACAACGACCCUGACGAAUGGCCGCCAUCAGGUCGGCGUUCUGUCUCACUCAGCUCAGAUGUGUCCGGCUUCUCCUGUGUGUCUCUGCUGCCCACUGAGGAACUUGACCGGCUGGUGGAGGACGUCAAGACCCUGGGUGAUGAUGCAUUGGAGGACUACAGCAAUGUGCAAGUGGUGGUUCUCCAUAAGGAGGAGGGAGUGGGUCUGGGCUUCAGCCUGGCAGGAGGAGCUGACCAGAACAAGCCCAUCACUGUUCACAAGGUUUUUCCAUCAGGUGUCGCUGCCCAGGAGGGUUCCACGAGGGAAGGAGACCGAGUUUUGUCCAUUAAUGGCACUGCACUGUGUGGGAGUGCCCACUGGGAGGCCCUAAGAGUCCUGAGGAGGGCAAAGACUCGCAAGAUGGGAGUGGUGGUUUUGAGGAGGGGGGAUGUCAUAGGAGCCCUAAAGAGUGAAGUUCAGGAAAAUGAUGAAGGACAAACGCAAACUCAGCAAGAAACAGGUCAGCGUGUGUGCGUUCAGCUGGAGAAGAAAAACAGAGAUCUGGGCUUCAGCCUGCAGGGAGGUGUGGCCUCCUGCGAGGGAAACAGACCUCUCACUGUGCAGAAGAUCUUUCAGGGCGGUCCUGUUGACAAGGUUUGUCCUGGUGAUGAGUUGCUAGAAAUUCAAGGCAUAAGCAUGACGCAGAAGAGACGACUGGAGGCCUGGACUUUCAUAAAACAUCUUCCGCCCGGGCCUGUGGAGGUGGUACUACGUCGCCCCAUCAAACAUCUGCAGACGUGAAGGUUGUGGAGUAGCUUGAUGUUAAGUGGGAAUGCCGAAUGGACUAGAGAGAGCUCUACUGACAGUGACAAAAAACUCCCAAGAAAUGGAGAGGACAUGAGAAUAACUUCCUGUGAGGACAGACAGGUCAAAAGUGUUUUUUUUCCCACGUCCUCCUUUUUCACAGGAUGCCAUCUACCUCAGGACCUGGGACGGUAUUUAGUAAGCCAAAUCUAAAAUUCACCAGUGGCUUGUACGCUUCACACAGACAACGGCAUCUAAAACAUGCAUUUUUGGCAGUUAAAAGCAUUUAAUAUGGCACUUGUAACUUGUAACUGUAAAUGUAUGUUGUAAUAUACUGUGAAUAACAGUUUUUUUUACAUGAUAUUUAGCUUUUUAAUAAAUACUGACACAGAUUAAGUUUGUUUGAUUUGUUCCCACAUCCAGUAGAGGGAGGUAGAGCCGCGUCAUAUAUAUCUCUCCAGAAGACAGAUGGAGAAAGAACUCUUUCCUACAAUAUGAAGUAAUGAAAGAUCCAAAAAGUAGAGUUGGUGACGUGUUCCCUAUCUAAAUUGUUCAGAGACACAUUUUGGCAGCUGUUUGAUCAGGUUGAAUUAAAACAGCGGGUUUUCCGGUCCGUCCUUAGCAGCAUAAAAAACUCAG
Messenger RNA from Menidia menidia (Atlantic silverside), 4388 nucleotides. NCBI's taxonomy places the organism in Eukaryota, Metazoa, Chordata, Actinopteri, Atheriniformes, Atherinopsidae. The record is from the annotation of a GenBank genome assembly.